This is a messenger RNA of Vicia villosa (hairy vetch), 725 nucleotides long. RefSeq lists its product as uncharacterized. Gene Ontology annotation, molecular function: zinc ion binding. The transcript has 2 exons. The record is from RefSeq and is a predicted model, not a curated record. NCBI's taxonomy places the organism in Eukaryota, Viridiplantae, Streptophyta, Magnoliopsida, Fabales, Fabaceae. Bases 187 to 540 code for a protein of 117 amino acids.
CAUUAUUUGUAAAAAUUCUGAAUUUUUUUUUUUAAAUGAUUAAAUGGUCAAAUCCCUAAUUCAUUUUCACGUCAUUGUUCAAAUUCCCCAGAGUUUCCAUGACAUACUCAUCUUCGUUUUUCCUGUUUUUCUCUAAUCUCUGUUUCUCCAACAUCUCCGUCUUCAAGGAAUUGUCCAUAAUCAUCAAUGUCACAAGCGAGUUACAUGUCGACCUCUAGCUGUGCGUCACGAAGAAGAGAAGUUCGUUGCUUCUGUGACCUUGACUCACCUCUCACUACUUCAUGGACGAAUGGGAAUCCUGGGAGGAGGUUUAAUUGGUGUGGGUUAUUCAAGUUGCAGGGAAGAAAGGGAUGCAAUUUCUUUAGUUGGUAUGAUGACGAAAUGUCCGUUCGUGCAAAGAAGGUUAUUUUGUCACUAAUGAAGAGAAUUGAUGAACUUAAGCAGAAGGACAAUAUAAAGUUGAAACAAGAUGAGGAUUUGAGGAAGAAGCUAAAGUUUUGGCAAGGAUUGUUUGCUGCAUCUGUUGUGGUCAUAAUAUGAUUGAUCUGUUUUGUCAGCUUGAAGAAUUGAAGGAUGUGAUACUUAGUUGUUAUGUUUAGAAUUGAAGGAGGUUAUUUUGUCUGCUUUGUUAUGUUUUAUGUAAGGGUGUGAUGUUUAGCUGUUAUGUUUGGAAUUGAAUGAGGUUACUUUGUCUGUUGUUAGGAAUUGUGUGGAGAUAUUUUAUA